Molecule: messenger RNA, 869 nt
Organism: Neohortaea acidophila
Lineage: Eukaryota; Fungi; Ascomycota; Dothideomycetes; Mycosphaerellales; Teratosphaeriaceae
Exons: 2
Coding region: 67-699 (210 amino acids)
Source: RefSeq, a predicted model, not a curated record
CACGACUCAUCUUGCUUUCUCCAUCUUCUUUCUCUCAAUCCCACUGAUUAUCAGUGCGGAACAGCAAUGGCGAACCCCCAGACCCUCGAGGUCGAAAGCCAGAAGGCUGAGACCUCACGCACAAAGCAACACGACCCUGUGAGGGAACUUACUGCGAAGCCGGAGAAGCUGCAAUCAGAUGAAGCAAACGCAAUCAAAAAGGAAAGCAAAGAACAGAAGCCAUUCCGCCUCCUCGACCUUCCACCUGAGCUGUGGACGGAGAUCUGCAAACACGAGGUGGAGUCUGAUCAUCCUAUUCUCUUGAAACCUGGCAAGGAAGGUGUCGCCUUACGCCAGCCGGCCAUCUUGAAAGUCUGCCAUCAGAUCAGAAACCAAUGUCUUCCUCACUUUUAUCGGGCGAACCAAUUCGAAUACAUACCGGAGGUGCACAGCUGGCACAUCGGGUUCAGAGUGGACUCUGAGUUUGUGAGGGACUUCAAUCGACUCGUCUGCAUUCCGUCGUGGGACUAUCAUUUCUGGUUUCUGGAGAGAGUCAUGACGUCGGUGUCCGGGAUGUGGUGCGAGGACGUCUUGUCUGCACUGCAACGGGAACUCGAAACAGGAAAGGAUGAACGGACGCUGUCCCCGAGGACGAAGACGCUGCUUGAGAGGGGGGUCAAGGAGCUGCGAGUCGCCAAAGAACGAGAAGACCGUCGUUGACGUUGGAGAUUAGCACACGCUUGUCCUAAUGACGGAAAAGCGUGAUGCACAUCGGACGGUAGUCUGCAUAUCAGACGGAGGGUCUGCGUAGUAUGGCAACCGCAGCGAGUCUUCAGUACAUGAAAGCUCACUGUCAUCUCAAAAUUCCCUUCAAUCGCACUCUUUCCCCG